Molecule: messenger RNA, 167 nt
Organism: Dentiscutata heterogama
Lineage: Eukaryota; Fungi; Glomeromycota; Glomeromycetes; Diversisporales; Gigasporaceae
Source: the annotation of a GenBank genome assembly
AUAGUGCUAGCGAAGAGAAAAAUAAGAAAAAGACCCAAAUGAGGCAUCACAUUGCCAAGAAGUUGAGUAAGACCAAAGAAAGCGAGUUGACUGAACAAGAACUAAAUGAAGAAAAUGAUAUACAUUUUGAAUUUGAUAUUCUUCCUAAUCACCUUCGCUUUUACUAG